Messenger RNA from Esox lucius (northern pike), 1488 nucleotides. RefSeq names its product capZ-interacting protein-like. Gene Ontology annotation, molecular function: protein dimerization activity. The transcript is spliced from 4 exons. The record is from RefSeq and is a predicted model, not a curated record. The coding region runs from base 211 to 1488 and encodes 425 amino acids. NCBI's taxonomy places the organism in Eukaryota, Metazoa, Chordata, Actinopteri, Esociformes, Esocidae.
UAAAUGAGGCCCCUCUAAUACAGGUUAAGGUCAAUUUAAUAUAUUUUAAAACAUGAUGAAUAAUGUGAUGCUUUGUAUUUGUGUAUUUCUCACUUUGCCUGUGUCCUUCAGAAACCCAUCUCCCCAUCUCAGCAUGCUUCCAAAACCAAAAGGAACUCUGCACUGAUUGAGAAGCUGCAGGCGAACCUGGUAAUAUCCCCUGCUGCUCUCAUGCCCUCUCAUAAGAGCCCUGGCCUGAGAUUGCUGCCCCCCUCCUUCUCCCCUGUGUCUCCGUGCUCCCCCACCCUUCCUGUUACUAUGGUAAACCCCACCUCCCCAGUUAGCAGGGUGCCUCGAGCUCGGUCACAGAGCAAGGAAGAGAUACCCACCACCUUUGAGAACCCAGCCAAACCCACUGAAGGGUCCCUACUGCCCAGUAUCAACAAGGGAAGAGCACGUCUCUCCAUCAGGCGACGCCCACCUUCAAGACGACACAGGAAGUCAAGUGGAGAGGAAGAUGGUGGGGCUGCAGAAAGUGACACGCCCCUAUCACCUAACAACACCCCAGACAGUGUUGGAGAGGAUGAGAAGAAAGAAGGAGGGGAGGUGUUUCAGAACAAACACAAGAAUGAGGAAGAAACAGACAACACUCCCAAAGCAGACACAGAGCCAAUCUCUGUUACCUCUACUAAUUCACAGCAACAGCCUGUGACGGAUGGUACAACUACAGACAUUGACCUAUUGAAUAAGACCAAAACAGGAAGUUUUCUAGAGCCCCAGAGAGAAGAGAACCAGGAGAGAAAAACUGGAGCGGAAAGACAGACAGGAGCAACAGAGUCUAGAGGAGAAGGGAAAGCGUGUGGUCAGGGGUGUGGAGAAGAGAAGAUGAGAAGGGGAUACUCAGUUGUUCAAUACUCAGAAAGGACCAGGAGUCAAAUACAGAAGAGGGAAAAGAGCUGGCCUGCAAAGAGAGAGAGGCAGAGAGGGAUACAGAUUAAAAUGAAAAGAAGAGACAUGGACAAGGUGGUAGACGAGUAUCUUGAAUUGAUUUCACGACUACUACAGCUGCAGUUGGCCAUGUUUGGAGCUAAUUACACAUAUCAAACAAGCUCAGAUGUUGCUAACAUUAUUCUGGAAAUGCUGCCAGAGGUGAGAGGUCUCUUCGGUCAGGUGGAAGCUUUAGUAAGGCUUCAGCUGGUCGUCCCUGCCUCCUCUGUAGAGGCUGAGAGGAGUUUUAGUGCCCUGAGGAGGCUUAAGACAUGGCUUAGAUCAUCGAUGACUCAAACAAGGCUGAAUAAUGUGGCCAUGUGUCACAUACACCAGGAGAAACUGGACAGACUGGAUCUUGAAGAAAUAUGCCAGUCUUUUAUUGGUGUCAAUGAUAAAUGCAAAAAGGCCUUUGGAUCCUUUGCCAGGAGAGGGGAUGGCAGGAUAGGAGAACAGAGGAAAGGAGAAGAGCUUACUGGAAAGCAGGGGAGAGGAGAUGACUGGAGAAGGAGGAAAAUAUAG